This is a messenger RNA of Cordyceps militaris CM01, 1341 nucleotides long. RefSeq names its product Metallophosphoesterase. Bases 1 to 1341 code for a protein of 446 amino acids. The record is from RefSeq and is a predicted model, not a curated record. Lineage: Eukaryota; Fungi; Ascomycota; Sordariomycetes; Hypocreales; Cordycipitaceae. The transcript is spliced from 2 exons. Gene Ontology annotation, cellular component: cytoplasm. Gene Ontology annotation, molecular function: hydrolase activity, acting on ester bonds.
AUGAUGCGUUUCGCGCCUCUGCGUAUUCUACUUAUUCUACUGACACGGGCGGCAGGUGCACCGCUAGAGGCACCAGCAAUACGGCGUCCACUUACUUUUGACAAGAACGACAACUUCCAAAUCAGUGUUUUUGAGGACCUUCACUUUGGGGAAAAUGCGUGGGAUUCCUGGGGCCCUGAGCAGGACAUUAACUCUGUCAAAGUCCUCAACAAUGUCCUUGACAGGGAGACACCCCAACUUGUCGUCCUCAACGGAGAUCUCAUCACCGGCGAAAACGCCUUUGUCCACAACGGCUCUGUGUAUAUCGACCAGAUUGUAAAGCCCAUCGUGGACCGCGACUUGCUGUGGGCGUCAACCUACGGCAAUCACGACAGCGACUUCAACCUCUCGUCGGCUUCCACCUGGGAGCGCGAAAACACGCACCCCAACUGCCGCACCGGCCGCAUGGUUCCAGGACGCAAUGCUGGCGUGAGCAACUACUACCUCCCAGUCUACCCACGCAAAUGCUGCAAGCCCGCUUGCGCGCCGGAAUUGCUUCUAUGGUUCUUUGACAGCCGUGGCGGCUUUUAUUUUCAGGAAACGCACCUCGACGGCCGCCGUGUUGGCCAACCUGGCUGGGUGGACCAGAGUGUCGUCGACUGGUUCCAGCAGACAAACGCCGACCUGAAGGCCCGGCAUGGCCAUGCUAUUCCGUCUCUGGGCUUUGUACAUAUCCCCCCGUAUGUAUUCCAGGCCAUACAAAAGGAGCGCGGCCGAAACAGCAUAGAUCCAAACACCAAUCCUGGCAUCAACGACGACUACCUCCUGGCGCCACAAGCACAGGGAUGGUGCCCCGAUGGCACCAAUGAUGGAUCCUGCGAGUAUGGCGGCCAGGAUAUUCCAUUUAUGCGCGCUAUCGCAUCCACCCCCGGAAUGAUUGGCCUUUUCUCCGGCCAUGACCACGGUGAUACAUGGUGCUACAAAUGGGAUCGCCUGGUGCCCAACACGACAGUGGCUGGAAACGGCGUCAACCUGUGCUUCGGCCAGCACUCGGGCUACGGCGGGUAUGGCAACUGGGUCCGUGGUGCACGACAGAUCCGCGUCAACCGCACCCAGCUGAAGAAGCAGAACAACUUGACCGCGGAGACUUGGAUUCGCCUGGAGAAUGGCGCAACGGUGGGCUCUGUUAUGCUGAAUUUCACCUUCAACCAGGAUAUAUACCCACCCACCAAGGACGACAAGACGUACUGCCCAACCUGCAACUACACAGUCAUUACACCACAUCCAAAGGCCGGUUUCGCUAACAGGUUGCUACAGGAGCCGUCGCACGGCGAAUGGGUGGCUGGCGGGGAGCUGAAAUGA